ACUGGUGCUCUUCUAUCGGGGAAGCGACAGUUGAUGCCAUUUUCACGAAUCUCAAAUGCCAUUUCGAAUUAUAAGGUGAACUGAUGCAGUAAAAUUCAUCAAAUGAUUUCAUUCAGCGCUAUAGUUUUACUCUGGGGUACCUUCGAUCGCUUUGGGUCUGCCUAUGAAGUGUCUGUUCGUCAGACCCCACACGUUAUAAAUGUUGCCGAGGGCGCAAACGACAACAUCACCUGUCAUUUUGAUAUUCCAGAUAAUACCCUUGUUAAAAUGCGCGUCACCUGGAAAAAAGAUAAUGGAACCAACGUACAUUUUGAGACCAUGGAAUUACGCCAUUCAAAUACUUCUUCAAGUGUUCUGCAGUUUCACUCAUUGCUUCGGAAUCAGAGCGGGUUGUACACGUGUGAAGUGGAGAUUGAUAUACCUAAACUCUGGAAGGGUCAAGGAAAUGGCACCUAUGUUAUAGUCACUGAUGGAAUUACUGUUCGUCAGGAGCCGCACAACUUGCAGGUUUCUGAAGGUGCAAGUGUGAAUAUGACCUGUAAUUUCAGCAUCCAAACUGUACGUAAUUACACAAUGUUGGCGAACGUAACCUGGAUUAGAAUAGAUGACAAGCGAUCGAAGGUCCAUUUUGAAAGGAUAAACUCUCAACUGGCUGCCUCUUCAAGUCUACAGCUUCCUUCAAUGCGUUUGAAUGACAGUGGUUUGUACAUAUGUGAAGUGGACAUCGUAUCACCAAAGCUCUUGAAGGGCAAGGGGAACGGCACUCACAUUGUGGUGACAGACGAGCAUGAAUAUGUGGGCCAGCUGAGCGAUGAAUUAAUUAUUGUAGUUUUUAAAGUCUUUAAAGACAUAUUUCUUGAGAUUGGAUGUGUGAAAACAAUCUCGCAAUUACUAAUAACGUGA
This is a messenger RNA of Clupea harengus (Atlantic herring), 903 nucleotides long. RefSeq lists its product as uncharacterized. Gene Ontology annotation, cellular component: B cell receptor complex; external side of plasma membrane. Gene Ontology annotation, biological process: B cell receptor signaling pathway; B cell differentiation. The record is from RefSeq and is a predicted model, not a curated record. The transcript has 4 exons. The coding region runs from base 103 to 903 and encodes 266 amino acids. NCBI's taxonomy places the organism in Eukaryota, Metazoa, Chordata, Actinopteri, Clupeiformes, Clupeidae.